UGUAGCUAGGACUGGCGGGCAACCGUCGAGUUUUGCAGUUGUCCUCCGGCGCGCGCUCUGCGUGUGGAAUUAGGCUCACAGCCUGGAGACGACGGAAGCCUAAGGAAAGGGACUGCCGAGCCCGAAGGCCAAUCCCUGAUUGAACGCGGCUUCAGUCCUCCCGGGCACGCGGCUCUUGCGGCCCCGCCUCCCAGCCUGCUUUGUUGCUAGGCAACCGCGGGCUACCUGGCGCUCGGAGUUGCAAGGACCUAGGGUCUGUGAGUGCGGAUGGACCAGUACUGCAUCCUGGGCCGCAUAGGGGAGGGCGCCCACGGCAUCGUCUUCAAGGCUAAGCAUGUGGAGACUGGUGAGAUCGUUGCCCUCAAGAAGGUGGCUCUGCGGCGAUUGGAGGACGGCAUCCCCAACCAGGCCCUUCGGGAAAUCAAGGCUCUGCAGGAAAUUGAGGACAGUCAGUAUGUGGUGCAGCUGAAGGCUGUGUUCCCACAUGGCAUGGGUUUUGUGCUGGCCUUCGAGUUCAUGCUGUCGGACCUGGCUGAGGUGGUGCGCCAUGCCCAGAGACCGCUGGCUCCAGCACAAGUCAAGAGCUACCUGCAGAUGCUGCUCAAGGGCGUGGCCUUCUGCCAUGCCAACAACAUCGUGCAUCGGGACCUAAAGCCUGCCAACCUGCUCAUUAGUGCAUCAGGCCAGCUCAAAAUUGCUGACUUCGGCCUAGCCCGGAUCUUUUCUCCAGAUGGCAACCGCCUCUAUACACACCAGGUGGCCACCAGGUGGUACCGAGCCCCAGAGCUACUCUAUGGUGCCCGCCAGUAUGACCAAGGUGUGGACCUAUGGGCUGUGGGCUGCAUCAUGGGGGAGCUGUUGAAUGGAUCCCCACUUUUCCCUGGUGAGAACGACAUUGAACAGCUUUGCUGUGUGCUGCGUAUCUUAGGCACCCCCAGCCCUCAAAUCUGGCCGGAGAUCACAGAGCUGCCAGAUUACAACAAGAUCUCCUUCAAGGAGCAGGCACCAGUGCCCCUGGAGGAAGUGCUACCUGAUGCCUCUUCGCAGGCUUUGGAUCUGCUGGGUCGUUUCCUCCUCUACCCUCCUGGCCAACGCAUCGCAGCAUCCCAGGCCCUCUUGCAUCAGUACUUCUUCACUGCUCCCUUGCCUGCCCAUCCAUCAGAGCUGCCAGUUCCCCAGCGCCCAGGUGGGCCCAUCCCCAAGGCACACCCAGGGCCCCCCCAUAUCCAUGACUUCCACGUGGACCGGCCUCUGGAGGAGUCGCUGUUAAACCCAGAGCUGAUUCGACCCUUCAUCCCGGAGGGGUGAGGCGCUGGCCGCAAUCCUGCCUGACUGCCCCCAGGCUAGUCUCAAGGAAGCAAAGGGUGCAGCCUGGCAGUCAGUUUGGAUGGCCAGCCCAGCGGAGGAGACCCACAGCCUGCAGAUUGAGCCUUCAGAAGCAGGGAGCUGUGCUGCCAGCCAGGGGCCAUCAUGAAGUGGUGUGUUGUCUCCUGCCCCUACUCAGGACACUGUCUCCUGCUCCAGGAUAGUUGCAAAACAUUUGGGGGAGUGGAGAGAGGAGAAUGUCUUCAUGUUGAAAACUGCCAUGGGGAAGCAAGUUUGGUUUGGUUUGCUGUCAGACAGUGAGCCUUCUGGUUCCCUAUUUGAGGUAGGUUGAUAUAAAAGUCUCAAG
Messenger RNA from Octodon degus (degu), 1672 nucleotides. It is a transcript of the gene Cdk20, whose product is annotated as cyclin dependent kinase 20. Gene Ontology annotation, molecular function: cyclin-dependent protein serine/threonine kinase activity; ATP binding. NCBI's taxonomy places the organism in Eukaryota, Metazoa, Chordata, Mammalia, Rodentia, Octodontidae. The transcript is spliced from 9 exons. Bases 268 to 1308 code for a protein of 346 amino acids. The record is from RefSeq and is a predicted model, not a curated record. Gene Ontology annotation, cellular component: nucleus. Gene Ontology annotation, biological process: protein phosphorylation.